AUGGCCCUGGUAUCCUGCAUGGCCCCUGGUAUCCUGCAUGCCCCUGGUAUCCUGCAUGGCCCCUGGUAUCCUGCAUGGCCCUGUACCUGCAUGGCCCUGGUAUCCUGCAUGGCCCCUGGUAUCCUCUUGGCCCCUGACAGCUCAAGGCGCAAUCCUGAACACGGCCUUUGGUCCACUUUCCAGGUGCUCCAUCAUCGCGGCAGAAUGGAGUCUUCCUCAGAUGAAGAGGAGGUGCACACCUUUGUUCAGGUCAUCAGUGACAAGUACAACCCGGACAACUUCCCCUACUCCAGAGGCCAAGGCCUUGGCAUCGUCAUGCUGCCCACGCCACCUGGCUCGCCCAGCAAGGAUCGACUGUUCCUACCCAGUGUUCUGGUGCUCAACUAUUGCAGUAUCAGUAAGGCCGGACAGGGCUCAGACAUUGCCGCCUUCUGUGCCCAUGUGGUGGAGCUGGACCUGUCCUACAACCAGCUGCAGGACUGGGGAGAGAUCUUCACAAUUGUGUCCAACAUCCCGCACUUGGACUUCCUGAACCUGAGCAUGAACCCUCUGUGUGGGGCCGUGCUGGAGCCUCCUCUGGCUGAGUGUUUCUCCAGGGUGCGCAGGAUGGUGCUCAUCAACACUCACAUCAGCUGGAGUACGGUGCACACGCUCACAAGACACAUGCCAGAGCUGGAGGAGCUGUUCUUGUGCCUAAACGACUUCAGUGUGGUGGAGCACUCGGGGUGUGCCUGUCCUUCUCUCCGCCUGCUGCAAAUCACAGAGAACAGACUGCAGCUCUGGGCCCAGGUUCGCAAGCUGGGGCUCCUGUACCCUGCCCUGACCACCCUGGUGCUGGCCAACAACUGCCUACUCACAGUGGACGACCAGGAGGAGGCGAUGCAGAGGCUGUUCCCCUGCCUGCGCAGCAUCAACCUCAACCAUUCAGGGCUGAGCAAAUGGGAGGACAUUGAGCAUCUGAAUUUCCUCCCAAACCUGGUGGAGGUGAAGGCCAGAGGCAUUCCCCUGCUGCAGCCCUUCUCCAGUCAGGAGCGCCGGAGCCUGCUGCUGGCACAGCUUCCCUCAGUGCUGCUGCUCAACGGUAGUGCGGUGUCGGAGGGAGAGCGUGAGGAUGCAGAGAGGUUCUUCAUCAGAUACUACCAGGAGAGAGGGCAUGAGCUUCCUCAGAGGUACCACAUGCUAGUGUCCAAGUAUGGCGAGUUGGCCCCUUUGGCUGAGGUGGAUCUGAGGCCGCACUGCACCACGGUGGAGGUCCUGUGGGGAGAGCGUGUUGAGACACUGGGUCUGCGUCUGGAGCAGACUGUGGGGGACCUGAAGAGGCAGCUCCGAGGCCUACUGCAGCUGACCGGACACGGGGUGCGUCUCUUCUACAUAAACCGUGACAUGUGUGCCGUGCUAGGCCCAGAGGAGAUGAAGUGUGGCAGCCGCGCCCUGCACUCCUACAGCAUCCGGGAUGGGGACCAGAUCCUGGUGGUGCCCCGGGACAAGAGCCGCUGCUCUUCUUCCACGCAGUAA
Knipowitschia caucasica is the source of this 1515-nucleotide messenger RNA. The record is from the annotation of a GenBank genome assembly. Lineage: Eukaryota; Metazoa; Chordata; Actinopteri; Gobiiformes; Gobiidae.